Carica papaya (papaya) is the source of this 597-nucleotide messenger RNA. NCBI's taxonomy places the organism in Eukaryota, Viridiplantae, Streptophyta, Magnoliopsida, Brassicales, Caricaceae. The record is from RefSeq and is a predicted model, not a curated record.
AUGGAAAGCAGACAAUCUGGAACAGCUUUUCUUACUGGUCCUAGUAGGAACAUGUGGCAUGUGGACUUGAUUCAGCAGAAUGAUGGUUUAUUCUUCCACAAAGGAUGGCCGGCAUUUGUGAGCGAUCAUCUUAUAGAACAUGGUGACUUAUUGGUUUUCAGAUAUGAUGGUGAGUUGAACUUCACUGUGCAAGUGUUUGAUCAAAGUGCGUGUGAGAAAGAAGCUGCAUUUCAUGCGAAAUGCAACCAAGAACAUGGAACAUUUGAUCAACAUGCGAAGAAGAAGAGAGAAAGAGAAGAAAUGGUAGAUUCAUUGGAUAGAGAUUCCGAAGGGUUGUUAAAGAAAAUUAGAGAGAACUCUUCUGAACUCCAACCCGAAUGUAUAGACAAGAACCAGGACACUGAUGUGGAUAUAAAUGUUAAGAAAAAUUUUGGGCAUGAGAAACAAGUUACCUGUAAAGCUUAUGGAGAGGCAAAUUCCUCUAAAGAAACAAAGCACUAUGGAACUCCAUAUGGGAUUUUCUCUAUGCCAUCUCAGUCAAAACGUCUUGACAAAAGAAAAGGUAAAGGUUGUUGUGCUUUGUUCAUGUAUAAAUGA